Messenger RNA from Trichoderma breve, 3879 nucleotides. RefSeq names its product slx4 endonuclease domain-containing protein. Gene Ontology annotation, biological process: DNA repair; DNA replication. The record is from RefSeq and is a predicted model, not a curated record. Lineage: Eukaryota; Fungi; Ascomycota; Sordariomycetes; Hypocreales; Hypocreaceae. Gene Ontology annotation, cellular component: mitochondrion; nucleus; Slx1-Slx4 complex. Gene Ontology annotation, molecular function: hydrolase activity, acting on acid anhydrides, in phosphorus-containing anhydrides; 5'-flap endonuclease activity. The coding region runs from base 1 to 3879 and encodes 1292 amino acids. The transcript has 4 exons.
AUGGCGUCUCCUAAUGCCUUUAUCCUGUCGCCAUCACGAAGCAGCAACCAGAAAUCUCGCUUCUUUCGCUCAUCGUCGCCGGAUUUGCCAGCCGUCGGAGACAUCUUGUCACCUAAUGCCAAAAUUCGGCCUCUUAAACAUGGCAACCAAGAGUUGGUCAUCUCCUCCGACGAGGAGACGGAAAUCAAGAAAACGGGCAACAAAGAGCAUACCGAACCUCUUCUUGCUGGGCUGACUCCCUCAGUUUCAACCGGAUCUCGCACCAUGGAACCCGAUGAUAGUUCACUGUUCAUUAUUGAACCCCCUAUCAUGCAUACACCAGAAGCUCGGAGACACCACGCAACACCUCCUAAAUUCAGAGCAAAGUCGAGCUCUCCCGUGAAAGAUGAGCGGUGGAAAAUGUUCAAAUCCAAAGCAGAUAGUACAAAAAGUGAAAUUGACGAGGCAACACCUAUGGAAAUGGACAUUGUUGAGCCGCCCUCUGCUCAGCAGCCAACGUUCGACCCAUCUUCUCCUGCAGUCAGAACCAAGUCUACACGGGCCGAAAACGAUAUCAAUGAGCCGCUCAUGCUAGAGCCGGCUACGCUUCGACGCCUUGACUGGACCCCUCCAUCAAACAAGACCUCAACUAUUCUUCCGCUACAUUCCCCCACUAUUGACGGCCUACAUUCACCAGGAGAAGCCCAGGAAGCAGCCAAGAGCUUUGAGCAGAUUCUCGAAGCCUACAAAUGCACCAUGGAUAAUCUGCAGCAAGAUGCCAGCAUGGCCUCGGAUUCAGAUACCUCCAUACUAAGAAAGCGGAAACUCGUCGAGCUUGUCACGACCUCUGCAGCACCUACAGAACCGUCUCCUGGGGUGAAAACCAAGGCUCCUGUGAAGCAGAAAGCACCGAAGAAAAAGCCACGCACACUGACGGAAAUUGCAACGUCGGCAUAUAGAGUUCCAGAUCCUUCAGAACCAGCGUCUCUAAUCCUAGAUGACGACGCUACAAGCACAACCAAGGAGUCUGAUGCUCCAACCACUAAAGGGGGAAGCAAAGCGAAGCCGAGGAAGAGGAUAUCCAAGGGUGCAGCUAAGAAGAAGAAGAAAGCAACUCCACCCCCACGGCCAAUUCUAUUACCUCCAACAGAGGCGCUCAAAGAAGUUGCAAGGCAAGAUUUUGUGUUUGGAACAUCAAGCCAACUAGCAAUUGAAAAUUCGCCCACUUUUCUACGAGAACUUCACGCUGCAAUGAGACGCUCGAAUCAAACCGAGUAUAUAGAUCUCGAUACUCCUCUAAAUAGCGACGGUAUCGAGCCUCCGGAAAGGAAGAGGCUAUGGGCCGCUGCUGCUCGCGAUGUUGACGGAGAUUUAUUCGACCUUGAGAUGAGCAGAAUUAUAGAAAGGUCAUCUCAGCUGCUGCCUGCGAUAUCUGACGACGAUCCAUUUGGUUACACCGGCGUUGACAGAAAGACGACUACGUCCGCCGUGAGUGUCAAUGGAGUCGAUACUAGUUUACAAAACGAGUCCCUCGUUCACUCUGCCGUUGUUCCGCAGCACAAAAACAUUGAGCCUAUCCAAUUAGUGGACGAGGACUCUAUGCUAAUAGGUAGUGAUAUCUCUACUGGAUCACCGAUACAACGGCGCAUCAAAUCUGCUGCCAAUAGUCAACCCAUAGAACCAAAUGACACUUGCAAAGACGGUGAUCCGCAGCAAGCCGAGCAAGCUGUUUCAAAACCCUCCUUCGAAUUAUUCACAGAUGCCCAACUCUCUAAAGAAAUCGCCUCCUACGGUUUCAAGGCGGUCAAGUCGCGGCAAGCCAAAAUAUCCCUGUUGGAGCAGUGCUGGCAAGCAGGAAAUGCUACAAAUAAUGAGGUCAAAACCCCUCGAGGACGACCAAGGAAGAAUAGUGCCAGCUCACCUGAGGUGCACGAACCUCCACCAUCUGCACAGGCGCCUGUUUCACCAUUAAAACGGCGAGGGAGACCCAAGAAGGCCGCUUCCACCACCAAAGGCACCACGGCGAGCACUUCCAAAAGCAAAAAGGUGUCGACGAAGACUACAGCGGAAGCAUCCACGACGCCAAAGCGCAAACCAGCGGCUGCCAAAGUCGUUGUGGAGAUUCCGGAUUCCGAAUCCGAUAGCGAUCUCGGCAUGUCGCCGAAUCCGAGCUCAUCUCCCGAGUCUGGCUUUUCACCGCCGCCAGCAGUUGACCUCUCCCUGUCACUCAUGGACGAUACGGAUCCAUCGCUGGCACUCACUUCAACUCAGGAUCGGUCUCUCAGCUACGAGUACAUCACUAAAGCUGUACAAUCGGCGCCGAGGACAACCGAUCCGGCAAACCCUUCAUGGCACGAGAAGAUGUUGCUCUACGAUCCAAUCGUGCUGGAAGAUUUCACUACGUGGCUGAAUUGCGGGCAGUUGACACGCGUGGGCUUUGAUGGAGAAGUGAGCACCAUGGAAGUGAAGCAGUGGUGCGAGUCAAAGAGUAUAUGCUGCCUAUGGAAAGUGAAUCUGCGUGCACGGAGUAUUAGAGCCAAGAUGGUGGCCUUCCCCGCAAAAUUGAACCGUCGAACCGGACCUCGGCUCGUCGCGACUCCGUGCAAAUCAUCAGCGAGAUCAAAACACCCCCUACAAAUCUCACCCCCAAUUCGCCGGCUUCUCUUUCUCACUCUCUCUGUUUCAAUGAAUCUGGUCUCGUGUGCCGUCACCAGAUCGUUGCCUCGUCGUGUCAGCAGCUUGGCUUCAUCCGCACACAGACCGACCAUUGAGCAUCUCCACGCAAUCCAGCUCACCACCAUCAUGGCCUCAAAAUCGCCCACCUGGACGCGUCUCUACUCGUCGCCCGCAUCGCCCCAGAAGGAGGAAGGAAAAGACCCCAAAGCAGCGAAGAAGCCGAUUCCAGAGCCGCGGCCGAGUUCUUCCAUUGUGCUGCUUUCUCCCACCAACGAGGUCCUGCUGCUGCAUCGGGUCAAGACUUCGACUUCGUUUGCUUCGGCGCAUGUGUUUCCUGGAGGGAAUUUGGAUGCGUUUCAUGAUGGCGAUAUUCCGGCUCCUGGAGCGGAGGAUCGGCAUGUUGAUGGCCCGGCGUAUAGGCUAGGUGCUAUUCGGGAGUGCUUUGAGGAGACGGGCAUUUUACUCGCUAAUAAGGAUGGCCGGUUGGUUGAUUUGCCGCAGCAGGAGAGGGAUGAGGCGAGGAAGAGGAUUCACGGGAGCCAAAUCAAGUUUGCGGACUAUUUGAAGUCGAUUGGUGCAGAACCUGACCUAGAUGGGCUCGUACCUUUCACGAGGUGGGUAACUCCCGUAGGGGUCCCAAAGCGCUUCACCACUCAGAUGUACUUGUAUUUGAUCCCCAUCUCACGCACCGGCGUGCCAUCUGAGAUGCUGGUCCCAACGCCCGAUGGUGGAAUCGAACACACUGAGGCUUUAUUCGCUCCUCCGCAGACGUUCCUUUCCCGCGUCGCUGCUAAUAAGAUGAUCCUGUUCCCACCACAAUACUACAUUCUCUCGCUUCUCACAAAGUUUCUCAAAGGUCCUACGGCUUCAGUAGAAGAGGGACCUGUGUACUAUACGAAGCAGCGCAGAGCGCUACUCAAGUUUUUGAGAUCGACUCCCACGGCGGAUACGGACAAGGGGAAAGCGCACGUCACGUCGAACAUUUCGUGGGCUGACAAGGUGAUGAGCCCGUACCACUUGUUUGUCAGGAAGAGUGAUAAGAGGGUUGUUUUGGGUCUGGAAAAGCCGGGUCUUGAGCUCAGGGAUUCGGAUAGGGGAGGUGAUUGGGAGAGAGUUGUGUUGGUGAGCUUUGGCAAAGCUGGUCCUUCUCAGGUGGAAGUUCGCUUGAGAGAGGAUGUUUUGAGGGAAGAAAAAGAGGCUUCUCCUGAAGGGUCGAAGCUGUGA